AUGGAUAGUUCUAAGCAGAAUCAGUAUACAUGCAAUGGAUUGUCUUAUGAGAACGUUGUAAGAGGUAUAAAAACAACGUCACUGGAGAUGUUUUUCUCAGGUCAUCCCAGAAUUGUAGGCAUGAAUUAUUUCCCAAAUAUAGCUACUCUCAUUCCCACUGGACAAAGUAUUCCAAAGAUUUCAGACCUAGAGUACUGCCUGUUGCUCAAAGAGCUGUGGAUUGCUGAAUGCUGUUUAGUGAAAAUAGAUGGUCUACAAAAUUGUGUAUAUUUGCAAAAACUUUAUAUUUACUGCAAUGAAAUUUCCAGGACUGAAAAUCAGGAAGCCCUAACAAAGCUGAAUAUACUUUGAUUGAAUAAUAACCUGAUCAAGAAUAUAGAGGGCUUACAUACUCUGCAGAAUUUGCAAGAGGUCAACCUUACUGGAAACUUAAUAGAAAAAAUAGGAAGAUCAGAAAAGAUAAGUCUUGAAAAGGCAUUCUUGCAAAAAAUAAAUGUGCUGGAGGAAAGAAUAACAUUCCAGAACAGAAAACUGAAUGACAUGAAGUCUACACGCAGAGAAUCCUUCAUAGUAGGGCAUGUGGAGGAUGUCGGUGAUGACAUAGGCCUAGAGUUGGAUGCCAGCAUGGUGGAAAUGAAGAAUUUUUCUAAUUUGGUAGUACAAUUCUUGUUGAUGGAAUUGGAAACAGUGGGAAACAUUCACUUUGAAGAAGCUUUAUCAAAUAAUCCAUGGCAAACUUUUAAAGAAAAAGCUUUUCUUCUCUGUAACAGUCUAAGCGUAUGUGAAUGUCCCAGAACAGACUUUCUGAAAUGGAAAGCAGUAAUUGCAAAAGUUUUCCUUGGCCACAGUGCUCCAGCUUGUGCAAUGAAUCCCGUCUAUCAAGUCAACUACCCAGAAGCUAAUUCAGUAUUCAGGCCAUGGAAAUGCCUAGAAAGUGAUGCAUCUAGUUCUGGCAAUGGUAUGUAUUUAAUUGUGGGGGCUUCCUUGGAACAGAGAAAUUGUGACUGUACCCAUUGGCAUUGUGAGCAGUUUUUGUUUGACCAUGAACUGGUCUUGCCAGAAUACAUGGCUAAGUUUGAGUACGUUACACUGCCCAACCGGGAAUAUUUUGAUGCACACCAUAAUGAUGUGGUCACUCUUGAAGGCAUUAGAGGCUUAAGCAAACUGCAGUUCUUCAACCUGAGCUGGAACCAGCUGAAAAAGUCAAGGGAAGAUAUAUACAUCUUACAUAGACACAUUCGCAACUUACUCAGUCUUGACAUCACACACAACCCAUGGCAUAAGCCUACCUCAUUGCAGCUGAGUGUCACUGGCCAAUUAAAGGCUCUCAUUAACCUAGAUGGAAUCCUAAUUUCUAAUAAAGAAGCUGCAAAAGCAUUACAAUAUGUUGCAGGAUCAAAGAUGACACGGACCACUGCCAUAAAUCUGGAUGACCAACUCUCCAAAAUUUCCAAUUUGGAAAAAUCAAAGCAUUUAACAUGGGCACCGCUUAGCAACAACAAUCUCAAACAAAUAGAAGAGUUUUGUCCUAACCUGGAAGAACUCAUUUUAGCUGAAAACUACAUUUCAACACUAGAUGGAAUUUCAAAGCUCACCAAACUUACAUGACAUUGUGUAAAUAAUAACCAUCUUAUCAGCCUCAAAUGACAUGUGUUUGAAAAUCUGUCUUAUCCUCAUUACAUUUCUAUUGAGAACAACAGAAUCAUCUUAGUUGGGUUAAGAAAAAUUUACUCCCUAACAGAGCUAUACAUAAGUAAUAACUUUGUUUAUACCAAGAGAUAUAAAUUGAGUAGUCAGAAGCAAGAUCACUACCGACUAUUUGUAUUAUUCCAUCUUCCCUCUCUCAAAGCCUUAGAUGGCAUCGCAGUAGAACCAACAGAAUGAGGAAGUGCAAAAGGUUUGUUUGGAGGCAAACUCACCUCUGGCAUGACUGCAGACAGACUGGGACAUUCAGAUUUCACAGAAAUGCAAGAAUUAAAUUGGACAGCUUCUAAUGUCAGAGCUGUAGAGCUGGUGCUAGCAGACCAGUUUAGAAAUGUCUGCAUCGUAAAUUUACAGAACAAUAAUCUGUCUUUCAGUGGUUUAAUCUUCAUUCCUAAUGCCAAGAUGGAAUUUGUAGAAAACCUACCCCUGAUAAUGCAGAGCUUGGAAGAUUUUCAUCUGGGCUAUAAUGGAAUUACUAACAUGGCCCAGCUACAGUUUGGCAGGUUAAAAAACUUGAAAAUUCUGUUUUUGCAGAGGAACUACAUCAGCCAAACUGAAGGACUUGAAGGUCUCCAGUUUCUGCAGGAGUUGCUAUUGGACCAUAACCGCAUUAAAAUGAUUUCACAAGGUUUCCUUGCUAGUCAGAAUGGUCUUUUCACUCUUCACCUGGAGGAAAACCAAAUACAAGUACUGAACAGUUUACAAGCUGUGGUAAAAUUACAGAAAUUCUUUCUGGACUUCAACAGAAUUCAAGAAUCAUCUGAACCAGAAAAACUUCAAGUUAUUCCCAGUCUUAAGGUGCUCUCAAAACACGGAAAUCCAGCUAAAAGCUUCAUAGCACACAUGAUGAUCACCUUGCCUCGCUGUGCCUGUCUCAGUGCCAUACUGCGAUCAGAAGGCACUCGUUCUUCAGCCUACUGUUCUUCACAGUGCUGCAAGAUAAAUGUAAAAUUUGCAAAUUUUCCAGAGGACUCUGGAUUUCCUGCACUGCCAGCAAACUUUACAAGACAUAAUCCUCUCAGAAUAACACCUGGGAAUCUGAAUGAAAACAUUAACCGUUUAUUUGGCUCUGAUCUUAUAUUUGGUCAUGAACUUGAAGAGCCUCUACUGAAUAAGUCAAAUGAAAAUAAGCCUAAGGACCCAGGAAUUACAACAAAUAAUCUUUGAAGCAUCCAUGCAGAAAGAGCUCUUAGGCAAGCCAAAGGAGCAGCGACUAAUCUUCUAAACCAUUUGGUGCAUCAUCAUAGUGCUACUUCGUGA
Molecule: messenger RNA, 2964 nt
Organism: Egretta garzetta (little egret)
Lineage: Eukaryota; Metazoa; Chordata; Aves; Pelecaniformes; Ardeidae
Gene: LRRC9
Product: leucine rich repeat containing 9
Molecular function (GO): protein binding
Source: RefSeq, a predicted model, not a curated record